Molecule: messenger RNA, 6879 nt
Organism: Marmota monax (woodchuck)
Lineage: Eukaryota; Metazoa; Chordata; Mammalia; Rodentia; Sciuridae
Gene: Fbxl18
Product: F-box and leucine rich repeat protein 18
Exons: 5
Coding region: 424-2577 (717 amino acids)
Biological process (GO): SCF-dependent proteasomal ubiquitin-dependent protein catabolic process
Cellular component (GO): SCF ubiquitin ligase complex
Molecular function (GO): protein binding
Source: RefSeq, a predicted model, not a curated record
GGCUAUGCGAUCUUUCGGAUGGGGACAGGUGGAUUGCAAUAGGGAGGACAGUGUAGACUGCUAAUGCAAAGGCCUGGUGGUGGGGGCAUGUUGGGCCGGCAGAAGGAGGCUGGGGUGGCUGGAAGGGAACAAGCAGAAAGCGGAGGGUUUGCAGAAGGCGCUCAGAAAGUAGGCGGAGGCAACUGGGUACCUACGAGGCUCAAUGCGCCCUAUUCCACCGGAGGCGCCACACCCCAAAUGGCGGCUCGAGGUCCGCUGUAGGCGAGCGGAAGUGCGUAUUGCGGACGCCGGAAGUUGUGUUCAGCCCCGCCCCUUGCCGGGUCUCUUGAGCCGCGGACGCGCCGGCUUCCAGCAUCCUUGGCGGGGCAGACGGGAGGCCUCGAAGCUGCGGCUCCUGCGGCCGCGGCACGGCCGGCCGGCGACAUGGCCAGCUCUGGAGAGGACGUGUCCAAUGAGGAUGAUGUGCCCCCAGCAGCGGCUGAUGUGGCAGGUGGCGCCCACCUGCUGGGGUUUUCUGAUGAGAUCCUGCUGCACAUCCUGAGCCACGUCCCUAGUAUAGACCUGGUUCUGAAUGUCCGUCAUACCUGCCGGAAGCUCGCAGCCCUGUGUCUUGAUAAGAGCCUUGUCCACACCGUGUUGCUGCAGAAGGACUAUCAGGCCAGUGAGGACAAGGUGAAGCAGCUGGUGAAGGAGAUUGGCCAGGAGAUCCAGCAGCUGAACAUGGCCGGCUGCUACUGGCUCUCAGGUUCCACCAUUGAGCACGUGGCCCGCUGCCGUGGCCUGGUGAAAGUGAACCUCUCGGGCUGCCACCUGACCUCUCUGCGCCUCUCCAAGGUGCUCUCGGCCCUACAGCAUCUACGCUCACUGGCCAUUGAUGUGAGCCCCGGCUUCGAUGCCAGUCAGCUGAGCAGUGAAUGCAAGGCCACGCUGAGCCGGGUGCGGGAACUCAAGCAGACGCUCUUCACGCCCUCCUAUGGUGUGGUCCCAUGCUGCGCCAGUCUCCAGAAGCUGCUUCUCUACUUUGAGAUCCUGGACCGCACGCGCGAGGGCGCUGUCCUCUCAGGCCAGCUCAUGGUGGGCCAGAGCAAUGUGCCCCACUACCAAAACCUGCGUGUCUUCUACGCGCGCUUGGCCCCCGGCUACAUCAACCAGGAGGUGGUGCGGCUGUAUCUGGCAGUGCUCAGCGAUCGCACACCCGAGAACCUGCAUGCCUUUCUCAUCUCUGUCCCUGGCAGCUUCGCCGAGAGCGGAGCCACCAAGAACCUCCUGGACUCCAUGGCCCGAAACGUGGCCCUGGACGCCCUGCAGCUGCCCAAGUCCUGGCUGAAUGGCUCCUCGCUCCUCCAGCACAUGAAGUUCAACAAUCCCUUUUACUUUAGCUUCAGCCGGUGCACACUGUCUGGUGGCCACCUGAUCCAGCGGGUCAUCAAUGGCGGGAAGGACCUCCGCAGCCUGGCUAGCCUGAACCUCAGUGGCUGCGUGCACUGCCUGUCCCCUGAUUCCCUGCUGCGCAAGGCAGAGGAUGCUAUCGAUAGCAGUAUCCUGGAGACGUUGGUGGCAGCCUGCUGCAACCUGAGGCACCUGAACCUCUCAGCAGCACACCACCACAGUGCUGAGGGCCCAGGCGGCCACCUCUGUCAGCUCCUGGCCCGGCUACGCCACCUGCGCUCCCUGUCCCUGCCUGUGUGCUCUGUUGCGGAUGCGGCAGCCUGGGCUGACCGUGUUCCUGUGCAGCCGGUGAUGCGUGCUGUGCCCCGUGGCUUUGGCAAGAAGGUGCGCAUAGGUGUGCAGACCUGCCCCAGCCCCUUCCUAGGCCAGGCAGCCCCCCAGCCUUCCUCUGUGUUCUGGUCUCUUCUGAAGAACCUACCCUUUCUGGAGCACCUCGAGCUGAUUGGGUCCAACUUUUCCUCAGCCAUGCCACGCAAUGAGCCUGCCAUCCGCAACUCCCUCCCACCCUGUAGCCGGGCACAGAACGUUGGGGACUCGGAAGUGGCUGCCAUUGGCCAGUUGGCCUUCCUGCGGCAUCUGACACUGGCCCAGCUGCCGGGGAUCCUGACUGGCUCUGGGCUGGUCAGCAUCGGCUUGCAGUGCCAGCAGCUGCAGUCCCUCUCGCUGGCCAACCUGGGCAUGAUGGGGAAGGUGGUCUACAUGCCUGCCCUCUCGGACAUGCUGAAGCACUGCAGGCGGCUAAAGGACCUCAGGCUGGAGCAGCCCUACUUCAGCGCCAACGCACAGUUCUUCCAGGCGCUGAGCCAGUGCUCCUCGCUGCAGCGUCUGUGCCUGGUGUCCCGCAGCGGCUCCCUCCAGCCCGAGGCCGUGCUGGCCUUCAUGGCUCGUUGUCCGCACGUCGUCGUGUGCCACAUGUUCACUGGCGAGUCCCUCGCCACCUGCAAGAACCUGCAGCAGUCGCUCCUCCGCAGUUUUCAGGCUGAGAGACCCGCGUUGAACGUCGUCAUCUUCCCUCUGCUCCACGAGGGCCUGACAGAUGUCAUCCGAGAUGUGCCCAUGGUACACCUGGACGAGAUCACCUUGUUUAAAAGCCGAGUGGCUGAGGAGCCCCCAAACCUGUGGUGGUGAGAAGCCCAGCCAGCACCAGUCAGCUUCCCUCGGUCUCAGUUACCACAAAGACGCCCUGCUGCCCCCUGCAGGCCUCCAAGGAGCCUGUGGACACUGGGACCCCGUGGUUUUUCAGAGGAAGAAAGUGUCUCUCAGGCCACCCCGCGGCAACCCCCUGGCUCCCCGUGUUUCCUCUUGCUUUCCUCUUGCAUAGUAUGGUUUACAUUGAGGGUUUGCGUUCUGGAUGAUGGAAGGGGACAGGCAGCCAUCAGCGAGGGCAGUGGUUGAGCUGUGCUGGCCUGGGGCCUGGCCAGUUGCAUCCCUUCCCGGGGCCUGCCUUGCUAGAUCGUCCACUCUCCACGCCUGCCUGCAUGCCGGGGUGCUGGGUGGGCUGCUGGCCCUGCCCAUGCUGUACUUCAGCCAUAGGAGUGUCCUUGCUCCUGUGUUAGUGUCCUCAGCCAUCGGGCCCCAUGGACAGGUGACUGCCCAUCUAUCGGGGGUAAGGUGGCAUCUCCUUGAGGUGGCGGGAUGUCCACAAGUUUGGUGGCUGCAGAAUUGGGGUGCUUUCUACCAUGAAGACAUUAAGGCUGGGGUGGCUCAGUGGUAAAGCUCUUGCGAAGCAUGUGCUGAGGCCCCGGGUUCCAUCGCCAACACCACGAAAAAAAAAAAAAGAUGCCCAGCUAUGUCUGAGAGGUGUUUCUCUAGGUGAUGCCUGUACCCAGAGGGGACCCCAGGGCAGGGCUGCUGGGUGGGGCUCUCCUGGGCUAGGCCUUGGGAGCUGAGCUGUGUCCCCAGGGGCCACGAUUCGUGGCACUGGCUCUAGAAACUUUAGCUCCCCUGAAGUGCUGUGUACCUCGGAGGAAGCACAUGCCCUUGGCUUUGUUAGAAUAAACUCCAGAUCGGAUGCUUAAGGUUGGAGUAGUAGUCAGAUCCCCCUGCUGCAGGUGACCUUAUUUAGUUUUAGAAACAAAUCCUACAAAACUGUUCCAGAAAUGAAGAAGGUCCCUCCGGUGUCUGGGGCCUCACACUUGACUGGCUGGCCGCUGUGUUUGCUCCUAGGACUCCUGGCACCAUGUCCCAUGGCCGGGGGUUUCGGAGGGGCCCUGGUUGAGUCCUGUCUUCCUGGACUCCCACCCCAGCCGCAUCCAGGAUUGGUCCCCUGCAGCCCUGGUGUCACCUGAUGCAUCCAUUCUGGCUGCGGGGUCUGUGCAGUGGCUGCUUCCCGAUCCCCUGGGCUAGGGCUGCAGAGCCACCAGGCCCCCUCAUUGCGGAGCUUCCACCCACACCCGCCUGCUCUUUUCCUCUGGGUUUCUGUUGCAGCAGGUUCCUGCACAGUGCAGUGGUGUCCUGCACGCUCCCUGCUGAUGCAGAAGCAGGUAAACUAGUCCCUGGGUGGGGGCCGGCCUUGCCUGGGCCCUAUGGGCCAGCUGCUCAGAAGCUCUGCCCAGCCCAGGGAUCCUGGGGCCCUCCCGUGUGGCUGGGGCCCAGCCUGGCACUUGCAUUGAUCCUGGUCUCCACAAGGUGUGAGUCCGGCCUCUCCCCUGCUCUUCCUCCUGUCUGUCCCUGCCCUGCCCCGGCAGCUCACUUUUGUGUGCACAGGUGGGUCUAUGUCAAAGGCCCUCUCCCUCUGCACCGUUUUUCUUGUGUGAGGGAAUCCUCACCCCUCUCUAAAGCACAGGUCCCCCCUAUCCUGUCCCAGGCUACAGUCAGCCAAGGGACCUUUGCCUGCUGGCUAGACCUGGAGCCUUCACCCUGGGAAUCCUGACCUUGCCUCUGAGAGCUGCAAACCCAGCCUGUCCCCUCCUGGCAUUGCAGGCCAUAGGACAGGCUGCCUGGGGACCUGGGGGCAGGGCCAGGGUCUCACACAGCUGUAGACAAGGGUCGGAAGGGUGGUGACAAAUCCCACCCCACCCCGUUACUGGACAUUUCUUUAGAACUUAAACUGGCACCUGAAGGCCACUAGUGAGGGUGUUCAGGUUACAUUCUGUGGGCCCCUGGGACUGGUGGCUUGUCCUCAAAGUGAGAGUGUGGCUGGUCAUAGCCUGACAGGCCCAGGAGAGAGGCAGGUGACCUGGAAGGUCCUGGAACCUCAGAGGCCCUGUGACUUUGGGCUCUGACUGCCCUGGCCUGAGCCCUUCUUUGCUCUGCAGCUCAGCAGAGACUGUCUUUCCACUAGGAGUUUUUCUAAAAGGCUGAAGCUGUGUUGGGGAUGUUGCCCGGGUGGCCUCUCCUUGGCAGCAAGCCAUGUACCCAGCAGCAUUAAUUUAUUCUCAUAAAAAGGGCUGGGUGGGGCGGGGGCUGUCAGGAGCCGCUGGGGGUACAAGCAGCCUCAGAAAGCGGCGCCCAGGCAGUAGACCGUGUAGUGUAGUGUCCCUGCAACAGUCCUUUGACUUAGAGUGAGAAUUUUCACUCCUGCCCCGAGACAGGGUCACAGAUGUCAGCAACGGGCUUACUCUCUCUAAGUGCUGUUUUGGCACCGAUAUUAAUUGCGAUCAAUAUUUGGUAGCGUUUUACACUGGGAAGAGGACCCACCCUAAUGUCCCCAGUUGGCAGGACUGGGCUAUUCAGUGGUGGACCGUAUGCUGCCUGCCAAGGAGCAUUGCCUGUGAGCCUGUGCGUGUGUCUGCACCUGCACACGUGCCCAUGUGUUCAUUGGUGCCCGUCUGUACGCAUCUGCACACGAGUCUGCGUCCACUGUGUGCAUGUAUGUGCACGUGAGUUUGACUGGGGAGGUGGGCAGGAGGGAGGAGGUCAGUGCAUUUAUUUCUUUGUUAUUAAGAAGAGAAAUCCCAUGAUCUGUGGCUGCCACCUCCGCCUCAGCCCAAACCAGCCACCCUGGUCUCCUGCCGUCUGGCAGGCCGUGUGUCCUGAGGCCCUGCAGCCUGCUCGGCAUGGCAGCGUGCUGGCCCUGGGCUUCUGAAGGGAAGGCUUUUCUGCCCCCAGAUCCCCUUCCUGCCCCGGGGUGGCUUUCCUUAUUUUUAUAGCAAGUGAUCUUGUCCAGAGACAGGAGCACUUCAGUCCUUCUUACCACAGGGAUGUGGUCACCCCCUCUCCCCCCCAAUAGUGCCCUGCAGAGACCGUGCAAGGACCUGGGCUGGGAAGCUCGGGCUCGGGAUUGCGGCCAGUCCAGCUGAGCUCCUCAGGCUGAAAGUGAGCUGGGCUUGUGCUGAGGGCCGCAGCUCCCUCACCUGCUCCCUGCACCAGCACCCAAUGCUGAGGCCCACUCGCUGGAUGGUGCAGGGCUGGCCCGGGUCAGUCUGUUGGGCAGUGGAGCUGUGGGAGUUAAGGCUGAGCCUCUGGGGGUCCAGGAGCAUGUCCCCAGCUGGGACCUGUGUGGUGGUGCUCCCUUAGGGAGGAUGGGGGCAGCCCUCACCCCGGCUUGUGCUCCCCUUCAUUGUGAUCUGCCCCUCUCAGGAUCUAAAACUCCCAUGCUCCUGUGGGGGAAAGGAGACAGACCUGGGGUGAGCGGGGCAGUGAAGCCCAGAGCUGAGGCGCACCGUGCCCCCUGCGUGUGGCAGGCCUUGCUGCCUGCCCUUCUCGGAGGCCCAGCCACAACACCAGGGGCUCUUUGUACUGGUGUCAUUUGCAUUUGGGGGCACAGGGUUCUAAUGAGCAGUUACCAGGGUCCAUGGGGCACAAUGAACAAGUAUUCCACAGAAGCUUCCGCCUGGCGUCAGUCCCACGCAGGCUGAACGACAUCGCCACAGUCACUCUGCUUGAGAGCCACUGCCACAGGCCGGGUGCUGACUGGUUGCAUCUGCCACAGAGCCACAGAAGCUGCUGCUGCUGCGAAGCCCAGGAAGCCCAGGGUGGCAUGUGAGCGGAGCCCUGGCCACUGUGCUGUGGCCACGGCCUGUGUGAGCAGGAACGAGCGCGUGUGAGCAGGGACGUCCGAGGCAAGCAGGAGUGUGCUGUGCAUGUGCGCAUGUGUGCGCUGUUCGUGGGUGGCAUGCGUCCCACAGUGGCAUCUCCCCAGCCUCUGCGCUGCCACCUGUGACCAGUACCAGGACCUGCCUGCGUGCUUUGCCUGGAACCAGCUGAACUCAGGGUGGAUUUUUUUUUGGGGGGGGGAGGGGCUGAAGCCUGUCCCUGGCCCAGGGGUCUCCUAGCGUCUUGUGGCCAGGUGCUAAACCACCACUCCUGCCUUCUGAUGACCAACUCCCCUCCCUGCCCAGCUGGUGGAACUGCCCAUGUGUGGCCUCUUACAGUGACACCCACUUCUAAAUUUGGUGUUCUAACAAACUACAUUCUGAAUGGGUAUUUUCAUGUACAUUUGUGGCAUGUGGAAAAUUUCAAAUAAAGUGGACUUGAUUUACACAGCCA